AUGGCAACAAAACGCAAAAUCGAGAAUGCUCCGAACCCAGAUAGCGCGCAAACCAUCCGUGGCUUGGAUUUGCCCACCUACGAUGGCGCAGGGCUUCGGAUCGGGAUAGUGAGUGCCAGAUGGAAUUCUAUAGUAUGUGACAGUUUGGUUGCCGGGGCUGUCGAAGCCCUGAGGUCCUGCAACGUCUCUGACAUUACCAUUGAGCACGUUGCCGGAUCUUACGAGAUUCCUCAGGCUGCACAGGUUCUUUUGGAUUCUGGUCGGUUUGAUGGAGUCAUUUGCAUUGGCUGCCUGAUAAAGGGCGGCACAAUGCACUUCGAGUACAUCAGCGAGGCCGUUACCCAAGGUAUCAUGAGACUCAACUUGGACUACAAGGUGCCAGUCAUUUACGGCAUUCUUGGUUGCUUGAACGAGGAGCAGGCCAAAGAAAGAGCCGGAGUUGAUGGAGCUGGGCACAACAGUGGUAAGGACUGGGGCAUCACGGCUGUAGAGUCGUGCCUUCUGACCAAGAAGUAUAGAAAGGUGCUGGGCAGUUGA
This is a messenger RNA of Symbiodinium pilosum, 537 nucleotides long. The record is from the annotation of a GenBank genome assembly. NCBI's taxonomy places the organism in Eukaryota, Dinophyceae, Suessiales, Symbiodiniaceae.